Molecule: messenger RNA, 3862 nt
Organism: Prorocentrum cordatum
Lineage: Eukaryota; Dinophyceae; Prorocentrales; Prorocentraceae
Source: the annotation of a GenBank genome assembly
GGUGGCCCUGAGCGUGGACCUACCCGCGACGCCGGCUCCUACGGUACCCACCACCGCGCCCACGUCGCAGCCGACGCCCCCUCUUGAAGCAACGCCGGAGCCGACCUUCGCUUGCGAGGACACGCAUUUCGAAGCGACCAACCUGUACGGGCAGCAGUGCCAGCACUUCGACCUGCUGCCGUUCCAGUGCUUCGGGUCGGCCUACUACGACGACUCCGACUUCACGACGAGCGACAUGUGCUGCGCCUGUGGCGGUGGCGGGGCGCCCACGAGCACGCAGUCGAGCACCACGUCGGCGACCAGCUCCACCACCUUCCACUCCACUACGCAAUCGAGCAGCACCACGAGGACUCACACGUCCUCCUCGACGAGGUCGAGCACCACCGAGUCAACCGCGACGGCCACGAGCACCGCGUCGGGGACCAGCGCCACGCAGACGACGGUUACCACAGCGUCGGCCACCACGGCGUCGAGCACCACGUCCCGGACCACGGUAGCGCCGACGCAUGCUCCCACGCCAGAACCGACCCCAGCUCCCACUCCGCUGCCUCCGGGGCACACGGCGGCUCCGACGUCGACCCCAACCCCGGCGCCAACCGCGACCCCCUCCUCUGCUCCGACUCCGGCGCCCACGGCAGUGCCGACGGGGUCUCCAACAGCGGCGCCGACGGCCGCACCGACGCCUGUUCCCCCGACGUCCGCACCAACGCCGGAUCCCACUCCGGAUCCAAUGCAACCCCCAUUGCCAAGUAGCACGGCGACGACUGCCACGACCAGCACUUCGGAGUCCGCUACCACGGGGUCGAGCACGGUGUCCACCACGACGGAGUCGAGCAGCACCACGGUGCACACCACCACGCAGACGAGCAGUACCACGGGGUCCACCAUUUCUGCAUCGACCACCACUUCCAGGACCAGCCUUUCACAUACCACCAUUACUGAAACGAGCAGUACAUCGGUCCACUCCACCACGGAAUCGACCAGUACCACGGUGUCCACCACGACGAAGUCGAGUACGACCACAGCGCACACCACUACGGAGACGAGCAGCACCACGGUGUCCACCACGACGGCGUCGAGCACUACCACAGCGCACACCACCACAGAAACGACCAGUACCACGGUCUAUGCAACUACGGAGUCGAGCACGACGUCCCGAACCACCACUACGGAGUCGACCAGUACCACGGGGUCAAGUACAACUGAGUCGAGCAGCACCACACGGUCCACAACUACUGCAUCGACCACCACUUCCCAGACCAGCAUUUCCCAGACCAGCACUUCCAGGUCCAGCGUUACGGAAACGAGCAGUACUUCGGAGUCAGCUACUACGGAAUCGAGCACCACGUCGAGCACCAGAACUACGCAAUCGAUCACUAGUACAGUGUCGACCAUUACAGAGUCGAGCUCCACGUCUGAGACCAGCGUUACGGCAACAAGCAGUACCUCUGGAUCCACCACCACGGAGUCAAGCACAACGUCGGGGACAACCACUACCAGAACGAGCAGUACCACGGGAUCCACCACUACGGAGUCGAGCACCAUAUCGCGGACCAGCGCCACAGCAUCGAGCAGUACCACGGUGUCCACCACUACUCAGUCGAGCACCACAUCGCGGACCAGCGCUACAGCAUCGAGCAGUACCACGGUGUCCACAAUCACGGAGUCGAGCUCCACGUCGCGGACAAGCGCGACGAAAACGAGCAGUACCACGGUGUCAAGUAUUACGACGUCGAGCACCACUUCUCAGACCAGCGCUACGGAAACGAGCAGUACGACGGGGUCCACCAUUACAGGAUCAAGCAGCACGUCCCGUAGCAGUACUACGGAAACGAGCAGCAUCUCGGUGUCCUCUUUUACGGAGUCGAGCAGUACGUCGCGAACCACGGGUUCCACCACUACAGAGUCGAGUAGUGCCACAGCGUCCACCAACACGGAGUCGAGCACCAUCUCCCGUACCAGUAUCACAGAAACGAGCAGCACAACGGUCAGCACUACAGAAUCGAGCAGUACUUCGAAGUCCACCAUUACACAGUCGAGCUCCUCGACCCUGACAAGCAUUACAGCGACAAGCAGUAGCUCGACUUCCACCAUUACACAGUCGAGCUCCUCGUCCCGGACAAGCAUUACAGCGACAAGCAGUAGCUCGACUUCCACCAUUACACAGUCGAGCUCCUCGUCCCGGACAAGCACUACAGAAACAAGCAGUCGUUCGGAGUCGAGCUCCACGUCCCAGAGCAGCAGUACGUCAACAAGUAGUACUACACAGACGAGCUCCCGGACAAGCACUACGGCAACGAGCAGUACUACGGAGUCGAGCUCCACGUCCCAGACCAGCACUGUCACAACAAGCAGUGCUACAGAGUCGAGCUCCGCGUCCCGGACCAGCACUAUCACAACAAGCACCUUUACAGAGUCGAGCUCCACGUCCCGGACCAGCACCGCCAGUACCACGGGGUCAACGACUGCGACAUCCGUGUCAACGCUGUGGCGCCGGCGGCUCCUCGGCACCGAGGCCCUCGCCGACGCUGCUCGGCGGGCCGUCGCCCUCGGUGGCACCCACCGCGGCGCCGACGCCGCCGACCUGGGCGCCGACGCCGUCCCCCACCGUCGAUGGGUACACGCAUCCCCCGACGCCGGUGCCCCCGACGAUGCCGCCCGUGCCGACGCCUGCAUUGCCCGACCCGCCUCCGGGCGUGUGGACGACCCUGUCCGCGCCGGUGUACCCGGGCGACACCGCCAUUCCGGUCGUGUCGACGGAUGGCUUCGCCCUGGGGAACCCGAUCGUCCUCUCCGGCGGCGGCAACCUGGAGAGCAGGACCAUGAUCGGCGUCGGCUUCCAUGAGGCGUUCAGCAGGAGCUGGUCGUGGGAUUGGUGGUCUGGGCGCAAGCUCAGCCAGGAGACUGUCCUAGUCGUCAACAAGGGCAUGGAUUUCUCGUACAUGCCUGGCUCCCUCGUCUACGUCCCCCCGGUGACGCCGGCUCCGACGUAUUCCACGGACGCUCCGACGCCAGCUCCAACACACCUGGCUGGGGCCUGCGGAACACCUGGGCGCCUUCACCCGCGCCUACGUUGUCACCGACGCCCGCCCCUACUUUUGGCGCCCGCGACUCGAUGGUAGUCUCGUGCGCGGGCCAGUGCGAGGCGGUCGGCCCGGAAGGGGCGGUGUGUAGCGACACGCCGCUGCUGACCGUCACCGGCAAGUCCGAGGUUGGCUGCAUGGACGAGUGCCUCGACCAUGGGGAGCGGUGCGAGUACUUCGCGUACUCGUCGGUGUCCGAGACCUGCAUCCUGUACGAGACCUGCACGUCCUAUGUGCAGAGCGACGACGGAAGCACCUACCACUACAAUGUGUUCAUCAUCCCUCUGAAGGCUACCUUCAUUCCCGCCUUCUACCGCUGAGAGGCGCUCCGUGUCACCGUCCCUUACGUCUUCCCGAACUGCUCGCCGGCGCCAGUCCUCGCCGACCUUCUGUCGCUCGCGCACCGCACAUUUCGAGACGAGCGACGUGUAUCUGUCGCCCGGCCUCGAGCUGCAGGCCGAGGCCUCACGGAUUUCACCCACGAGGCGGCGGGCCCUGAGUGGCGCCCUGCGGCCGACCGGUGUUGGGCGCCACGUCCCGUCGGCAUGAGUCCGGGGGGGCCCGUCGCGCGUGUUUUCCGCCUCCGUGGUGGAGGGCGAGGGGGGCGAGGGAGGGAGCUCUGCCCCCCCCGCCGGCUCUCCCGGUCCGCGUUCCCGCCGCCCUGCCUUUGUCCGUGUAUAGGCAGGCACUGACUGACCCGGCGCGGGCCUGCCCUGACAGCUCGGCGCUGCCCCCCCCUCGGCAACUUUCUUCCUCGCCGUCAUCGUGCCGCCGUCGUC